AGGCGGCGGCGCGCGUGACGCGGGGCGGCCGGCGGAGGGAAGAUGGCGGCGGCGGCGGCAGGCGGCCGUUGGGCCGCGGUGUGUGAGAAGUUCCGCACCGCCCGGACGCUCUCGGCCGUGGAGUCGCGCAAGGACCCGGAGACCGAGCCCUACCGCUCCAAGUACAGCGCCCGAGCGCUGCUCCAGGAGGUCAAGCAGCUGCUGAGCGCCGCCGAGGAGGGCGGCGAGGCGCGGGUGCUGGCCGUGCGGCGGGCCGUGCUGGAGUACGAGCUGGGCGUCAACCACACCGACACCGAGGAGCUGUCGGCCGGCGAGGAGCACCUGCAGCGUUGCACGCAGCUCCUCCAGCCCCACCGCCUCUCCCCGGACUGCGUCUCCCUCUACAUACAGGCCCAGAACAAUCUAGGUAUCCUGUGGUCUGAAAGGGAUGAAAUUAAAACUGCGCAAACUUACUUGGAAUCUGCAGAAGCCCUGUAUAAUCAAUACAUGAAAGAGGAUGGAAAUCCUCCCCUGGAUCCCAGUGAACAUUUCAUGGCAGAAGAAGAAAAACUCACAGACCAAGAAAGAUCUAAAAGAUUUGAGAAAGCCUAUACACAUACUCUAUAUUAUCUGGCACAAGUCUAUCAACACCUGGAGAUGAUUGAGAAGGCUGCUCAGUAUUGCCAUACUACUCUUAAACGACAGCUUGAGUACUGUGGCUACUACCCAGUAGAAUGGGCACUCAAUGCUGCUACUUUGUCCCAGUACUAUCUCUCUAAGCAAUGCUUUAUGGAGUCCCGACACUGUUUAGCAGCAGCCAGUGUCAUCUUUAGCCAAGCUGAACAGGUGCCCACUGCUGAAGACAAUGAAAUAGAGCAAGACCAACAGGACCUUCGACAGAGAAAGGCUGAAAUUGCAAGGUGCUGGAUUAAGUAUUGCCUGAAUCUCCUGCAAAGCGCUCGGAAAUUACUUGAGGAUAACAUAGGAGAGCUGGAUCCAGACAGGCAGUUGGAACUUAAAGCCCAACGGAAAAAAGAAGAGGAUGAAAAAGAGAAGGGCAGGAAAAAAGCUGUCCUUUUUGGGACGAGUGAUAUAUGUGACUCUGUCUUAGCCAUGGAAGAGAAAGUGAGCAGUGUAUAUCCUUUAGAUUUUCAAGAAGCCAGAGAAAUCUUCCUAGUUGGUCAGAACUACGUUCAGGAAGCAAAAGAGUUCUUUCAGGUUGAUGGUUAUGUUACUGACCAUAUUGAAAUUGUUCAGGAUCACAGCGCUUUGUUUAAGGUACUCGCUUUCUUUGAAGAAGACUAUGAGAGGCGCUGCAAAAUGCACAAGCGUAGAAUAGACAUGUUGGAGCCUAUAUGUGGAGACUUGAAUCCUCAAUACUAUCUGUUGAUUAGUAGGCAGCUUCAGUUUGAGCUAGCUGACACCUAUUAUGAGAUGAUGGAUUUAAAGGUAGCUAUUGGUAACAGGUUAGAGGAGCUCGACUCCCACACAAUUAAAAAAAUAAAUUCUCUGGCUCAGUUAGCAAUCAAAUAUUAUGAACUCUUCUUAGAUUCUUUGAGGAACCCAGAUAAGGUGUUUCCUGAAGAGCUCGAGGAAGAUGUUCUUCGCCCUGCAAUGGUGGCUAAAUUUCAUAUUGCACGACUAUAUGGUAAGCUUAUUACUUCGGAUAGCAAAAAGCAACUGGAAAAUAUGCAGACUUCAUUGGAAUAUUACACAUUUCUGGUAGACUAUUGUGAAAAGUAUCCAGAUGCUGUCCGUGCUGUUGAAACUGAACUAGAACUCAGUAAGGAGAUGGUGGGUCUCCUCCCAACAAGAAUGGAGAGAUUAAGAGCAAAACUGUGUCCGUUUAUAUAAAUAAUUGCCUUGAAGGAAAUAUGCGCUAUUAAAACGGUAUCUGUCAAAACCAGUGCUGUCGGACAGCUUCUGUCCUGCUUGGGAGAACUAAGGUGUCUACAGUUUGGCAGUCCACCUAGAGCGUCAGUAGUGUAACUUUUGUGAAAAACACAGAGCUCUUUCCGUUCAGUAGCUCACCCACACUAAUGGUGUAAACUUUAAAUGUAUAGUGAAUGUCCAGCUGAUGCUUUGUAUUGCUUGUCCUGUAUGUAAAUAUAAACCUUUUCUCCCAUAUGUUUUUUUUCUUUCAGCAUAUGGUUCAGUUUCUAAAUGUAGUGCUGUAUAAAAACUGUUUCUUUUAAGAGAAUCUGUUUCUCUAGGAAGAUUUUUCUAAGAAACCUGAGGCACGUUCUUCCAACCAGAAUACAUUUUAUCUCUUUUAACCUUUGUUCCCAGAAAACUUUAUCCAUAUGAAGGGAACUUCGUUAUUUUCAAUAUCUGUUUCGUAAAUUGCUUGGUGUUUUCUUUUUUUCCCCUGUUAAUCAAAACCUAGUUGUCAGAGGCUCAAUAAAUGGCUAGCUUGGCUAAAUGCUUUUUCAGA
This is a messenger RNA of Tyto alba (common barn owl), 2413 nucleotides long. It is a transcript of the gene KIFBP, whose product is annotated as kinesin family binding protein. The record is from RefSeq and is a predicted model, not a curated record. Lineage: Eukaryota; Metazoa; Chordata; Aves; Strigiformes; Tytonidae. Gene Ontology annotation, molecular function: protein binding. The coding region runs from base 43 to 1833 and encodes 596 amino acids. The transcript has 7 exons.